AUGUCCGUCGCGACCAUGCUUCAACCAGCCUCGAGAAUGUCUCGAGCCUCCUCCUCUUCAUCUUCGUCAUUUCAGCCCGUCGCGCGCCAGAACACCAUGUCCUCGCACGACACGCGAUCCAUUCGCCAAUCCAAGCGGAUGUCCGUGACCGCACUCUACCUUUCCAUGUCCGCAAAGGAUCGCGAUUUGGAAAUAUCAGAUGACUUAGCUCGAGCCCAGAAAUAUCUUCGCGAACUCAAAUCCAAGAUCUCCUCGCAGUCCAAGAAAAACUUCGUCUUGGAGAAGGAUGUGCGGUAUCUGGACUCGCGCAUUGCCCUGCUGAUUCAGAAUCGGAUGGCGUUGGAAGAGCAAAACGAAGUUGCGAGCCACUUGGACGACACCGCCGACCCAGCAGAGGGUUUCUUUCCGAACGACGAGCGAACGCAAAAGUACGGUAAUCUGCUUUUUCUUCUCCAAUCCGAACCACGUCACAUCGCGCACCUCUGCCGAUUAGUCUCCAUGGCAGAAAUCGAUUCCCUCCUGCAAACGGUCAUGUUCACCAUUUAUGGAAAUCAAUAUGAGAGCCGCGAAGAGCAUCUGCUGCUCACCAUGUUCCAGUCUGUUCUCACCUACCAAUUCGAUAAUACCCCCGAGCACUCCUCGCUUCUGCGCCAGAACACUCCCGUCUCCCGGAUGAUGACCACAUACACGCGUCGUGGUCCGGGCCAAAGCUAUCUCAAACAGAUUCUGGCGGAGCGCAUCAACUCGUUGAUCGAACUGCAAGAUGUGGACCUGGAGAUCAACCCCCUAAAGGUCUACGAGAGCAUGGUGAAGCAAAUCGAAGAGGAGACGGGCUCGCUUCCAGACUAUCUGGCUCGCUCGGUCACUGCAGAGGUUGCCGCCGAGAAUGAACAGGUACAGGCCAUUAUUGCGCCUCGCCUGAAAAUGUUGACGGACAUUGCCAAUGGAUUCUUGACCACCAUCAUCGAAUCGGUAGACGAGGCUCCAUACGGCAUCCGCUGGAUUUGCAAACAGAUUCGCAGCUUGUCACGUCGCAAGUAUCCGGAUGCGCAGGAUCGAACCAUCUGUACUCUGAUCGGCGGUUUCUUCUUCCUUCGCUUCAUCAACCCCGCAAUCGUCACUCCUCGCUCGUAUAUGCUGAUCGAUGCCGUCCCCACCGAUAAGCCGCGCCGGACUCUGACCCUAAUUGCCAAAAUGCUCCAAAACUUGGCCAACAAACCCUCCUACGCCAAGGAACCGUAUAUGGUCAGUCUGCAACCUUUCAUCGAGGAGAACAAAGAGCGGGUGAACAAAUUCCUCUUGGACCUCUGCGAAGUGCAGGAUUUCUACGAGAGUCUGGAGAUGGACAACUACGUGGCCCUCUCGAAGCGCGAUCUCGAGCUGCAAAUUACCUUGAACGAAAUGUACGCCACGCACGCGCUGCUGGAAAAGCACAGUCUCGCAUUGGCUCAGGACCAGAACUCCCAUCUCUCUUUGCUGCUGCAGGAGCUAGGUGCGGCGCCUCCGCAAGUGCCCCGUAAGGAGAACCGUACCAUCACAGUGCCUCUCUUCAGCCGAUGGGAGACGGCUCUCGAUGACCUGACGGCCGCGCUGGACAUUACUCAAGAGGAAGUGUUCUUUAUGGAAGCCAAGUCCACAUUUGUCCAGAUCCUGCGCUCCCUGCCUCCCAACUCUUCCGUGGCUCGCCGUCCCUUGCGCCUGGAUCGGAUCGCCGAAGCUGCUGCUACGCUUAAAAAUGACGCGGUGAUGGUCCGGAAGGGAAUCCGGACCAUGGAGCUACUGAGUCAAUUGCAAGACAUGGGCGUCAUUGAUCGCUCCGACGAGUUUAGUCUGCUCCGGGAUGAGGUUGAGCAGGAGCUGGUGCAUCUCGGCUCUCUCAAGCAUCACGUCCUCGAAGAGACGCGCAAGCUGGAAGAUGUGUUUGCAACCAUUCGUGAUCACAACGAGUAUCUUGUUGGGCAGCUGGACACGUACAAGUCUUAUCUUCAUAAUGUCCGCAGUCAAUCCGAGGGCAAGAACCGAAAACAGCAAAAGCAACAGGAGCUGGGGCCAUACAAGUUCACCCACCAGCAAUUGGAAAAGGAGGGGGUCAUUAGACGGAGUAACGUGCCGGAGAAUCGACGGGCAAACAUCUACUUCAUGUUCAAGAGCCCGCUUCCCGGAACCUUUGUGAUCAGCCUCCAUUAUAAGGGUCGCGCUCGUGGUUUGCUCGAGCUGGAUCUCAAGCUUGACGAUCUCCUGGAGAUGCAAAAGGACAACCUCGAGGACCUUGACCUGGAGUAUGUCCAGUUCAACGUGACCAAAGUACUGGCCUUACUGAACAAACGAUUUGCACGCAAGAAGGGAUGGUGA
Penicillium diatomitis is the source of this 2352-nucleotide messenger RNA. RefSeq names its product Ras GTPase activating protein IRA2. The transcript has 4 exons. Bases 1 to 2352 code for a protein of 783 amino acids. Gene Ontology annotation, molecular function: GTPase activator activity; protein binding. Gene Ontology annotation, biological process: regulation of actin cytoskeleton organization; regulation of GTPase activity. Lineage: Eukaryota; Fungi; Ascomycota; Eurotiomycetes; Eurotiales; Aspergillaceae. Gene Ontology annotation, cellular component: cell cortex. The record is from RefSeq and is a predicted model, not a curated record.